UUUUGCUGUGCAUUGUGUGUGCUCCUUCCUAGCCUCUCUAAGAACUGUCGUUUUAAUUGGCUCCCAGCAAACUCCCUUGAAAUGAGAUAGUGUGGAACAAUGAAGGAGCCUUUGAUUGUGUGCCGAGAAAGGCAAGCAGUUGGAAUUCUGCAUCUAGGGUCAGCACAGGGCGUUCGUGGCAUCUGGGGCGGCUGGCAGCCACGGCUGCGUGGGCUGCAUGGGAGGGGCCUGAUCCUCUCCUUCCCACCAUUCUGUCACGGACACCCUUGGAUGUUUACAGUUUGUUUGUGUGCAUACAAGAACGCUGUAUCCCCUCCCCCCAAUUAAUUUGUUGAGAUAUGUCCAUGCUGCACAAACUCUUGAUGCCAAGUUUCAAGGGCAGUUUUAUAACAUUAAUAUCUGAAAGUUCAAAAAGAACCCGGGCUGUCAGCAGCUGGCAGUGCAUCCAUCAACUGUCACCACCAGCAUGCUGCUGGCGGGCCUUCCGGGAGAGAGAGGUGUGGUUUGGAACAGAGCAAUGGAAAUAACCGGGAUCCAGCCAGCAGCAUCAGCUGGGAGAACUGGGGAGGCGCGCUCUCACAAGGGUCGGGGCUAGAGGGUUGUGUGUGUGUGUGUUUCUACAAAUAAAGCAACUCUGUAGUGCAGACCCACUUUCUGAGACAGGUACACAGAGACGGGCUUCUGGGAAAGAUUGCGACUAUUGGACCAGGUGUCCAUGGGACAGGGUCAUCGUCCGAAGGCUCUUCCUGUGUGGCAGUCUAAUAUUAGAGUUUGGACACUGUGGUGCUUCCAGGGAUGGGACGUGAUCACUGUAGUGAAGACACGUGGGCAGGUGGAAUGGCUGUCCCGGAGGUCUUGCAGGACUGUUGUGUUGAAUGGCGAAGGAUGGUUCUGCGUGGAAAAUCCACUGCUUCAAGAGCUCUGGGUGCAAGCAGUCGAAUGAGAAAUGUGCGUCUGAGGCUGAGGACAGUCUGCCAGUCUGCUUGAAGGUUCCUCGAAAGUGUCUCUCCUACCUUACCAUGGAAAGGGUGGCCCUGUACCUGCUGUUCAUGAGCACUACUGUCGAGGCUAUGAUGUGUCCCACAAGAUGCAUGUGCCAGCACCUGUCUCCCUCCUUCACCAUUCUCUGCACAAAGACGGGGCUUCUCUUCGUUCCUCCCACCAUUGACCGGCGUACAGCAGAGCUCCGACUGAUGGAUAACUUUAUCACUACACUCCGGCGGAAGGAUUUUGCCAACAUGACCAACCUGAUUCACUUGACGCUGUCCAGAAAUACCAUCAGUCAGAUUAUGCCAUAUGCAUUUUUUGAUCUUAAAGGCCUUCAUGCUUUGCACCUGGAUAGUAAUAGACUCACCUAUAUCCAUGAGGAUCACUUCAAAGGGUUAUUCAAUUUGCGACAUUUAAUUCUCAGUAACAAUCAAAUAAACUAUAUUUCUCCUGGAUCUUUGGAUGAUUUCAUUGAUGUAAUUGAGGAUCUAGAUCUAUCUUAUAAUAAUCUUGUUAAUGUUCCUUGGGAAACGGUUGAAAGGCUUUCUAAUGUCAAUACCCUCAGCUUGGAUCAUAACCUCAUAGAUUUUGUACCUGAAGGAAUUUUCUCAAAUCUUCAUAAAUUAGCUCGGUUAGACAUGACAUCCAACAAAUUAAAAAAGAUUCCCCCGGACCCUCUGUUUUCUCGAAUACCCGUCUAUGCCAAACCAAAGGGGUCCCCCUUGUCCUCUUUGGUUUUGAGUUUUGGUGGGAACCCUUUGCACUGCAACUGUGAACUUGUAUGGCUGAGGCGUCUCACCAGGGAGGAUGACCUGGAAACAUGUGCCUCUCCACCAGAGCUGAUGGGCAAGUACUUCUGGUCCGUUAGAGAGGAGGAAUUCAUCUGUGAACCUCCAAUGAUAACGCACCGAACCUCAAAGCAGGUUGUCCUGGAAGGCCAGAGUGUUUCUUUGAAGUGCAAAGCUGUUGGUGACCCAGAGCCAUUUGUUCGCUGGAUUUCACCUGGUGGGAAGCUGGUCUCCAACACUUCCCGAACAAUUUCCUAUGAGAAUGGCACCCUGGAUAUUUUGGAGGUAUCUGGAGAGGAAAAAGGCAUAUUUACUUGCAUAGCAUCUAAUGCUGCGGGUGAGUCUACUGCUCCGGUUGAACUUAUGGUGAGUCCAUACCCUCACCUUGCAAACAGCACAAACUGUGACAAAGAAGCAGAGCCUGGCCCCUCAGACAUUUUGAUCUCUGCCAAGUCGAGCUUCCCCAAUGAAACCAAAUCUUUUCCAGAUGGGAAGGUUGCAGUUGCUGAGCUGACCUCCUCCUCUGCCCUCAUCCAGUGGCCUUCCCAGCACCACAUUUCAGGAAUACGAAUGUUUCAGAUCCAGUAUAACAGCUCUGUUGAUGACAUCCUGGUGUACAGGAUGAUUCCAGCAGCCAGCAAAUCCUUCUUCCUCACGGACCUGAUUGCUGGGCGUGACUACGAUCUGUGUGUCCUGGCUGUUUAUGACGAUGGGGCGACAUCUCUGACAGCAACCACGGUGAUUGGAUGUGUGCAGUUCACCACGGAGGAGGAAUAUAGGCAGUGCCGAUCCCUCCAUGCCCAGUUCCUGGGUGGAACAAUGAUCAUUAUUAUCGGAGGCAUCAUUGUGGCAUCUGUUCUGGUUUUCAUCUUCAUCCUCCUGAUGAAGUAUAAAGUUUACGCCAACCAUCACAAAAAUAAAAACACUGAAGUGAACAAUGUCUGUUCUCAGACCAAUGGCAGCCAAAGAGGCUCCAUGGCUCAGUCAAGCUCCAAACUGGCAGAGGGGCAUAUCAGUCCGCAGCAGGAAUGCUCAGGAGUGGCUGUCAAAGGCAAAACAGUAAUAGAUCGGGAUCGCGAAAGAGCACCUCCCUCAGACACUGCUUUGAGAAACGAAGCAUUGUUUCAGUAGCCAUGCUAGCGGUUAUUGAUUGCAAGGUUGUGCAAAACAAUAACUCAUGUGGUUGUAUUUUAUGCUUCACUACUAUUGUCUAUUUUUAAGAUCAGAUGGUUUAAAAAUAUUUUUUUAAUCUGUAAAUGUUCUUGCAUUCUUAACUAUUUUUGUUGCACAAUAUUAAAUAUAAAAUGUGUGA
Molecule: messenger RNA, 3087 nt
Organism: Eublepharis macularius
Lineage: Eukaryota; Metazoa; Chordata; Lepidosauria; Squamata; Eublepharidae
Product: leucine-rich repeat and fibronectin type III domain-containing protein 1-like protein
Exons: 4
Coding region: 876-2906 (676 amino acids)
Molecular function (GO): protein binding
Source: RefSeq, a predicted model, not a curated record